AUGAGAAGAGGUUACUUACAGCCAAAAUUUCCUCUAUCACUAGCUGAGGGCAGCCAGCGUCUCAUUAACUUUCACAUAGAUAACCUACCUUGUACCUGUGUUGAUGAAAUGCUGGUCUCCGCCUCUGCAGGGAUAGAGGAAGCAAAUACACUGGCUCUGGCACAGUAUGGUCGAGACGCGGCGAGAAC
Amoebophrya sp. A25 is the source of this 188-nucleotide messenger RNA. Lineage: Eukaryota; Dinophyceae; Syndiniales; Amoebophryaceae. The record is from the annotation of a GenBank genome assembly.